Messenger RNA from Metschnikowia bicuspidata var. bicuspidata NRRL YB-4993, 1818 nucleotides. It is a transcript of the gene MNN21, whose product is annotated as alpha-1,2-mannosyltransferase MNN2. Gene Ontology annotation, biological process: mannan biosynthetic process. The transcript is spliced from 2 exons. The record is from RefSeq and is a predicted model, not a curated record. NCBI's taxonomy places the organism in Eukaryota, Fungi, Ascomycota, Pichiomycetes, Serinales, Metschnikowiaceae. Gene Ontology annotation, molecular function: alpha-1,2-mannosyltransferase activity. The coding region runs from base 1 to 1818 and encodes 605 amino acids. Gene Ontology annotation, cellular component: Golgi apparatus.
AUGAGGUUUCUUCAGAGUUUGUUUCUUCGUCUUCGGCUACAAAGACGGCGUCAUAAAAGUCUCUCGAUAGUGGCAGCAGCGUUAUUGUUGCUGGUCGUGUUCUCACUUCUCUACUUCUGGAGAGACUUCGAAGAGGACAGCUUGCCAUUCGUGAAGGAUCCCAAGAAAGAAUGUGGAUUGCUUCCAUCUUUCAUGUGUAAUUGGAGGUCUACUUUCGACGAACCCAAAGAUAUCAAACAAGGUGGGAAGAAAAUUUCUUUUGAUGCACAUCUAACCAAAGCUGAAAAGAUCAAACUCGGGCACAUAAAAACAUUCUCGGGGCACUCCGAUUCGGCAAGACUUGCCACAGCGCAUGCAUUUUACAAAAACAUAUUCAAGGAUAUUAUAAAUGCGAAACCUGAGAUUGAAAACAAAUUGGAGAACUACAAAGAUGAUACUUUCUGCAGUUCUGAACGAUAUGAUGACGGAAAGUACGACCCACUUUUCUCGGAGAAAUAUCUCUCUUCUUUUCUUCAAUUGAGUGACUCUGAAUUGAAAGCAUUGACUGCCUCUCACAAAUACAUGAUGAAUCAUCUACCUGAAGAUGGACCUGCAGGAUUGUACAAGGGUGAUGGUAUUGUGUUCGUUGGAGGUGGUAAAUUCAAUUGGCUCACUUUGCUAUCAAUCAGAACCUUGAGGGCCAAAGGGUGCGAGCUACCUGUUGAGAUACUAAUUCCCACAUUGAAAGAGUACGACAUGGAGCUAUGCACCAAGGUUUUUCCUGCUUUGAAUGCUAAAUGUAUGUUCUUGCCAAUGGAACUUUAUGGAGAUGACUUGGAGUUCGCUUCCAGCUUGUCGUUUAAAGGGUAUCAGUAUAAAUCACUUGCCAUCCUUAUUUCAAGUUUUGAAAAUGUCUUGUUGUUAGACAGCGACAAUAUAGCAGCCUUCUCUCCAGAACACUUGUUUAAGAACGAGCCAUUUUUGUCGAGUGGCUUGGUUGUCUGGCCUGAUUUUUGGCGGAGAUCCACAUCGCCAAGUUUUUAUCAAAUUGCUGGUGAAAAGGUCAGUAAGAAAGAACUUCUUCCGAAGUACGUUGAAAAAUUUGGAUUUUAUCAGCCACAAUCAACAUCUAGUAAAGUCAAUUGGUUCACCGAGGUUCCAUACCAUGAGCGUGUGGGAACGAUUCCUGACCCCUCUUCGGAAUCUGGCCAGCUCAUGGUUUCCAAAAAGUCUCACCUCAAAGCUGUACUUCUUGCGUUGUAUUACAACUCAUACGGUCCGAAAUUUUUCUACCCAAUUUUUUCGCAAGGAACGCCAGGUGAGGGUGAUAAAGAAACGUUUCUUGCCGCAACGGUAGUUCUCAAGAAGUCAUUCUAUCAAGUUGGGAAGUUCUUAACUUCGCUUGGAAACGUAAAAAAUGGAGAAUACAAGGGACAUGCCAUGGGACAAUAUGAUCCUGUUGAUGAUUACAAUAAAAAUCUACAAAAACAGGAUUUAUUUGCCACACUUGAGGGAACUGAGCUAAAAGAUGCAUUGGGUAAAGUUGGCGAUCCUAGAAUGUUAUUUCUUCAUGCUAAUUACCCAAAAUUAGAUCCCUGGGCUCUAAGAGAAGCCGGUGAGACACUAGAUGCAACCGGUAGACACCGGUUGUAUGGAUGGGGUUUGAGAUGGCGCACGGGAACAGAUUUGGAAAUGGAUAUCUGGAAACAAAUGGAUGCGAUACUUUGUUCGGAAAAAUUGGAGAUUGACCAUUUUAGGAAUGUGAAUCGAAAAUUUUUAUGUGCUGAAAUAGCAGCUCAAAUCAGGCAUUUGACGAAUACGGUUGACAAGUUGGAAUAA